Messenger RNA from Vigna umbellata (rice bean), 1716 nucleotides. RefSeq lists its product as uncharacterized. Gene Ontology annotation, cellular component: nucleus. Lineage: Eukaryota; Viridiplantae; Streptophyta; Magnoliopsida; Fabales; Fabaceae. The record is from RefSeq and is a predicted model, not a curated record.
CACUGGACAAUAAAACAUUCGUGAUGAAUGUUUAUGGGCUAACCUUGACUCAAAAUUGUGUUCUUAUGAUCAUAGUGUUCGUGAUAUUACCCUUCCUAGGGUUGCUUUUCUGGCUAGAAAACAAGUUAUCCAAUAACAAUUCCAGUGAGGACAAUCAUUUGAAAGAACACGUGCAGAUCAGUGAUGACAGAAACAACUACAUAUUCUGUGGACAAGACAGUGCACACUGUGCUUGCUCCUUCUGUGGCAGAUUAUGCUCUACAGUUACAACAUGCUCACGCUGCAAAACUGCCAUAUAUUGCUCAAAAACAUGCAAUUUUAAGCACUGGAGGCUUGUCCAUAGAUAUGAAUGUGUUGAGAUUGAAGGGUCAGAGGAUCAGCAAGAAUCACCUUCUCAUGAAUGUCUUAUCAUGGAAAAACACUUAUCAAAUGAAGUUGAGGAGAGAAUAUAUGAAGGAGAUGUUUACUAUAUUGAUGGAGGAGAAAAUAGUGAUGAAAGAUCAUUGAUGUGUGGAAAUGGCAUUGUGAAUGGCAAUGAAGGGUGUGCAGUGUGUGGAAAUCCAAGCUCUAAAGUGUGUUCAAGAUGCAAAGCCAUAAAAUAUUGCUCAAGAACAUGCCAACAUUUCGAUUGGAGAUCAGGGCAUAAGCUUCAAUGUCUUGUUGAGAAGGAAUAUUCAAAUCAGGUUGUAAAUCAUGCGAAUUCGUAUGAAGUGGAAGAUAAUGUUCAUUCAUCUAGUCCUCUCUGCUUGGAAUUUUACUCAGGAAACACCAGUUCCAGGGCCCUGAUUCCAACUUCUUUGUGUCAUGAAGCAACCAAGAAUCCCCAGAAGGUUGAAGAACAAUUGAGAAGCCUAAAAGAAGAAUUGACAAAGAUUAAAGAUGAGAACAAAUGGUUACGAUCAGAGCGUGACGAAUGGGAAGUGAGAACUAGGAAUUCAAUAGAUAGACUUUACAGCUUCAGGAAAGAAAAUGAACACCAGCUUUUUAUAUUGAAGCAUGAAAAUGAAUUGAUGUCAAAUGCUGAGAAGCAAGCAACUCAGAUGGUUAACAGUUUAUCUCGAAGGGUACACUGCUUGCAAAUUGCAGUGGAAAGUGGAGUUGAAGAGAGACAAAAACAAGAAGAAUAUAUACAUAUGCUGCAGAACGAAUGUGCUAAGGUUAAGAUUGAGCUACAAGAACAAAAGAAGAGUGUCCAAAGGCUUACACUGGAGCUUGAAAAGUCUAAAGUUCACGUGAGAGUAACAGAAGACACAAGGCAGAAGUUAGUCAGUGCUUCCAGUGAAAUUCCAACUAUUGAAUAUGCUGCUGGUGCUGAGGUGUCCCAGCCAAUAAGUUUGAGCAGAAACCUAUCCACUACAAGACAGGGUUGUUCGAUUUGCCUAACCAAUGAGAAAAACAUGGCCUUUGGUUGUGGACACAUGACAUGUUUGGAGUGUGGAUCAAAAAUUCGCAAGUGCCAUAUAUGUCGAAUGAAGAUUACCAAUCGUAUUAGGUUGUUUCUUGAUUAAUUGAGGGAAGAGUUAGCAGGUCAUUUGUGCCAUUACAUGUGUUUCUGCAACAUCAUUAAAGAGAAAUGUUUUUCUUUUUCAUUUCGGCUACAUAUGUUUUGCAGUAAGAUCAAAUCUUGACAAUUAGAUUUUACAGUGACAGUCAAGAUUAUUGAUCAAUAAAGGUCCUUUGACCAUGUGUAUAUAUUUCUUGUGUGAAUAUAUCAUA